Molecule: messenger RNA, 1749 nt
Organism: Entelurus aequoreus (snake pipefish)
Lineage: Eukaryota; Metazoa; Chordata; Actinopteri; Syngnathiformes; Syngnathidae
Gene: c1qtnf12
Product: C1q and TNF related 12
Exons: 8
Coding region: 427-1389 (320 amino acids)
Molecular function (GO): hormone activity
Source: RefSeq, a predicted model, not a curated record
AACCGCCUCCGCGCCUGAAGAUCCCGGCAAGGACUAGUCAAGACUAAGAGAUGUGAUCAUUUUUUCUUCAAUCUUUUCAAUUGCGACCCUUGAACCGUUCUGGGUGCCCCCUCCCUUCUCCCGGCUCACCCCCCCCAACAGAGCAGAGAGCGUGAAAAAUCUCACUAAUGGGUUUAUUUGCUGUCAUGUGUCAUUCCCUCGGAGCUUUCUGCUCGGAACAUUUCAUAGUUGAGUAACCAGGAGGGUGAAGAGGGUGGAGGUGUGGCGGGCGGGGGGCUCAGCUGCCGUUUCUCUGACUGUCUCUCAGAGUUGCCAGAUUCUUCCCAGCUCGGUGGCCGCAAGCAAGCAUCCUCCCUCCCAGAGAGAGCGCCCCCAACCCCCCCCCCCCUCCCCGUCAGGAUCCGUCCCGUGCGAGCCGGCCUGGAGAUGUGGCGCGGGGCCGCGCCGCUGGCCGUGGCGCUGGCGGUGUUGUGGACCCACUGCGUCCUGGACGGCGCGCAGGCCAAGAAGGAGAGGAAGAAGCCCAAGGAGACCCCGCCGCAACACACCGAGACACAAAACCUGACCCUGUCCAACAGCGAGGAGGAGUCCGGGAUCCUUAAGCUUGCUGAGCAGAAGAGAGUCGAUCCGCUGGGAUCCUGGAUGGACUUUGUCAAAAGACCCGUGGGCAACUUCCCGGCCAAGUGUCGCAAACGGAAAAGACCUCUGCCGGGCCCAGCCGGUCCUCCUGGUCCUGCAGGCCCGCAAGGCCCGCCCGGCUCACCUGGAGCUGAGGUCACCCAGGAGGUUCUUCUGCAGGAGUUCAAAGAGAUGAUAAAAGAGGCGACGGAGAGACGGGCCGCGUCUUUGGACCGACAAACCGUGUCCAGCCAGCUCCCCGUUCCUCUCCUCACGCUGCAGGAGGACCUGACCUCCUACCGCAGGAUCCAGGAGGCCUUCCAUUGCAAGCUCAAAGGACCAGUGCUGGUGGACAAGAAGACUCUGAUGGAGCUCCCAAACUUCCAGACGCCGCUGGCGAAGGGAGCCUUCCUCAGAGGGUCCGGCAUGGACCAGUCCACCGGGAGAUUCACGGCCCCCGUCACAGGGAUCUACCAGUUCUCUGCUAACCUUCACGUUGACCACAGCGAGGUGAAGAGAAGCAAGAGCCAACUGAAGGCCCGGGACAACAUCCGUGUUCUCGUCUGCAUCGAGUCGCAGUGCCACAGAUACACCUCGCUGGAGACCAUCGUGGGCUUGGAGAGUAACAGCAGGGUCUUCAGCGUGAGUGUUCAAGGACUCCUGGAGCUCCAGGCCGGCCAGUACACCUCCAUUUUCGUGGACAACGCCGCCGGCGCCGCCGUCACGGUCCAGAGCGGCUCCGACUUUACGGGCGUGCUCCUGGGCGUGUAGCGUCAUCACGCGGCGGCCGCUGUCGCCGCUACCCCAUGAACUGCUGACCGGCGCCACCGAGCGAGGCCGAGUGAGUCCGAGCUGACGGCGUGGAGGGGGCGGAGCUUCCGGGAGUUAUUGUGGAUGAACUCUUGAGCAGCGGAAUGAGACGCUCUGCUUGUGCUACUCAUAGAACAUACAGUAGAAGCAAAGGACAAAUGAUUCAUAUUUGUGUCUUUUAGCUCAUCUUUGACAACACUGCAUCGCUUUAUAGCCACCGGUUGUCAUGGCAACAUGCUCAUACUGUACAUAAAUACUGCGCGCUGUCACUUCCUGAGAGUCAGCGUCCACUUCAGUGGAUAUUUGUGUUUUGAAUGACAU